Closterium sp. Naga37s-1 is the source of this 2445-nucleotide messenger RNA. NCBI's taxonomy places the organism in Eukaryota, Viridiplantae, Streptophyta, Zygnematophyceae, Desmidiales, Closteriaceae. The record is from the annotation of a GenBank genome assembly.
AUGGGGAAAGGCGGAUCGGGCGCAGGGGGAGCCGGGAUGGGCGGCGGUGGGGGAGGCGGCGGGGGAGGCGGCGCGGCAGGAAGCGCGGUGCGCGUGUGCGUGUUCGACUCGCGACGGGGGAAGCGGGAGGGGGAAGAGGCGGAGAAGCUUCUGUUCUUCUUUCCGCCCGCCACUCCGCCGUCCGAGCAAGUGGCGCUGCUGGGCCUCUGGGAAGGCCUCCUCGCCUUCAGCAGAAUCUUCUCCCCCCAUCGCCCCUGUGAGGUGAUGCGAGCGCAUUUCAACCGCCACGUGCUGCUGGAGUGUGAGCCGGGCAUCUUCAUGGUGCUGGUGGUGGAGUGUCGGGGGGUGAACGGCAUCGUGCCGCCCGACGCUACAGUGCGCGACGAAGCUCUUCGGCAGUAUCUGGUGGAGGCGCAUGCGCUUUUUUGUCUCUUCUUCAGCAGCAUCGACCGCCUGUUGCAGCAACAACCUCCCUCUCCUCCUCCUCCUCCUCUCCCCUCAGAAGCAACAACUGGGCCUUCAUCAAAUCCUUCAUCAGAUCUUGAGUCCAGCACACCUUCACACGAUUCACACGAUUCCCCGUCGGCCGUUCCCCCUUCAGCCGACUUAGCCCGUGCUUGCCUGCAAGCCUUCCUGCCAGACUUUCUCACGGGCGGGUCCCCGGAGCCCUCCGCUCUCACCUUCCCCUUCGCCCUGGCCGCCCCCGCCACUCCUCGAGUCCGCCUGCCUGCUCUCCUCGACUCCCUCUCCAGCCGCCUCUCCUGCCGCCAGCUCAACCUCCCCCGCUCCCUCACACUGCCGGCACUAUCGCUCGCCCAUCGGUUGGCGGACGCCUUUCAAGGCGCGGCGCUGCUGCUGUGCCACAACCUGCUGCUUGCCUCUACCCUCUCCCCGGCUGACACUGCAGCACUACACUCCUAUGCCUGCCUGCGCCUUCUCCCCUCCUCCCUCUCCCCUUCCUCCUCCUCCUCUUCCAUCCUCCGCUCCCUCUCCCCCUUCCGCUCCCCCUUCGCCUCCUCCUCCUCCGCCUCCUCCUCCCCCUCCUCUCACCGCCCCUCCUCCCCCUCGCCUCGUCGCACCUCUUCCUCUUUCCUCAGCCCCUCACUCACUCCCUCACUCACUCCCUCACUCGCUCCCACCCUACCUCGCUCCUCUUCCACUCCCUCGCUCGCCCACCUCUCCCCUUUCGCCCACACUCCCCCUCUCUCCCCCUCUGCUUGCCCCAACCCCAACCAGCCAUUCCCCCCUUCCCCAUCCGCCUCCACCCCCCCCACCCUCUCCUCCCCUUUCCCCCUCCCCUACACCUCCCCUCCCCUACCCCUUCGCCCAUCAUCCUGGGCCAAAUCCACGUCAGGCCACUCCCUUUCCACGUCAGCAUGGGGAUUAGAUCCCCAAACCAGCACCCCUCUUCCCCCUCUUGUCUACCUAAGGUCUUUGGGAGUCGAGGUGGGGGGAGGAGGGGCGGGAGGAGGGGUGGGAAGUGCGGGGGGAGGGGAACGAGGAGAGGAAGGGGCGAAGGGAAAGGGUGGUGGAAAGCGGGAGGGUGGAGGGGAAGGGGGAGGGGGAGAGGGAGAGGCAAAGGGAGCAGGAGUGGUGGGAGUGUUGCGGGUGUUUUAUGUGAAGGACCUGACAGCACUGGUGGUGGAACCACUACUGCCAACAGCAGCAGCAGGAGCAAGGGAGGGACAGUGGAGGAACAAUGAAGCUGAUCAAGCGAAUCUGCACCCCGAGCUGCUGAGGGAGAUGGAAGCACUGGAGGCGUCGCUUCAACGACACCACAUCAACCCGCAGGCCGCCCACAUUCAGGGUUAUCGAUACCUCUGCACCGACCCUCUGCUCCGCUCCUUCUCCGCCUCCCCGCCCUGCAAAGUCACCACCCUUGCCAAGGAUUCUUUGGCAGUGCUGAAUCAGAUGAGACACGAGGCGGACAGACAGCAGCAAAGGAGGGAGAUAUUGAGGGUCCAGGGUGGAGGAAGGAAGACAAGAGAUGCUCUUACAGGGAGGGUGGGAAGAGGAGAGGAAGGCUGGAAGGAGCAACAUUCGGCCAGCACACGAGGAAUAGAUUCGGAGAUGGAGAAUUCCAAGGGCGAAGAGGGGGAUCGCAGAGGGAGAGAGGCGGAGGGAGCGGCAGAUGUGGGAGGCGAGGGGGAGCAGAGUGAAGCUGUUGUUGGGGAGAGGAAAGGGAUAAGUCCGAAGGAGGGAGGAGAGGGUGGGGUGGAAGAGGCGGGUGAGGAGUGGCUUGCGGAGAGGGAUGAGGAGGAGAUUGAGGAGGAAAGUGAGGAGGAGAGUGAGGAGGAGAGUGAGGAGGUGGCAUCGAAGGUGGGGAGGAAUGCGUGGGUGGUGGAGAGAAGGAGUGGCGGGCGGCAGCUGGUGGUGGCAGUGGAGAGAGGAUGCGACUCCCUGCUGGGAGCAGAAGAACUUGUGGACAGACUGAAUGCCCAGUGA